AUGGCUUCUAUUCUUCAACAGUUCAUGCAAAGUCAAACCACCAUAAAUAACCAAACUUCUCAAGCCAUCAAUGACAUAAGGAAUAAUUUGACCAAGCUGAACACAACCUUGAGUGCGCAAGAGAAAGGAAAAUUUCCGUUUCAACCCCAACCAAAUCCUCAAGUCCAAAUUUCUGCCAUAGAGUCUUCAUCUUCUUCAGAAGCAAAUGUCAGGACUUGGAAGGCUGUAAUAACUCUCCGUAGUGGCAAAGAAGUUGAAACAUUGGGUAAUGAAGCUGGCAAGAAAGGUGAAAGUUCCAUUUCUAAUGCACAAGGUAAAAAUUCUAAUGUUGAUGUUUCUUUGGAACCAAAGGUAACUCCUCCGGCACCCUUUCCUCAAAGAUUGGUUCCUUUACAUAAAGAUAAACAUCAUGCUGAGAUUUUGGACAUUUUUAAACAAGUGCGCAUUAACAUUCCUCUUCUUGAUGCCAUUGAGAAAAUCCCCACAUAUGCCAAAUUUUUGAAAGAUUUGUGUACGGUUAAAAGAAGACUUAAUGUGAAAAAGAAAGCAUUUCUCACGGAACAAGUCAGCGCCAUUAUCCAGUCCAAUACUCCUCCUAAGUAUAAAGAUCCGGGUUCUCCAACAAUAGCUUGUGUUAUAGGAAGCUCCAAAAUAGGCCAAGCACUACUAGACUUAGGUUCUAGUGUCAAUUUGCUUCCUUAUAACACCUAUGAACAACUUGGUUUAAGAGAGUUGAAACCAACUUCUAUCAUCUUGCAAUUGGCCGACCGUUCAAUUAACAAGCCUAGGGGAGUGGUAGAAGAUGUGUUGGUGCAAGUGGAUAAAUUUUAUUAUCCUGUCGAUUUUGUGGUAUUAGAUGUUCAAUUAACUCCUCACUCUAUUUUUCAGACACCCGUCAUUUUAGGGAGGCCAUUUUUGGCUACUUCCAACGCUUUGAUAAAUUGCCGAAGUGGCAUCCUUAAAUUGACUUUUGGCAAUAUGACGUUGGAGUUAAAUGUGUUCAACACUUGUAGGCAACCACAGGAUUUGAAAGAACUCCAGGAAGUGAAUUGUUUGGAAUCUUUACUUGCUGAAGAAUUUUUUUUAGAGCAAGAGAGUCAAAUGGAACUUGUUUUACCUGGAACCUUAGAAAAUAGUGAAUUGUUGGAUACUAAUGCAGUAAAUUCUGGUGCAGGUAGCAAAAUGGACUCAUUGUGGCAACUUAAGUUCGAAGAUCUGCCACUUCAAUCCAUACACCAACAACCAUCGGAUGAAGUUCCUCCAUCACCGGUUUUGAAACCACUACCUGAAUCGCUGAAAUAUGUUUUUCUUGGGCCAACUAACACUUUUCCAUGUAUUAUCUCAUCUUCUUUGUCAGUUGAGCAAGAGGAGCAACUCCUACGGGUUCUUAAGCAACAUAAAGGAGCACUUGGAUGGUCGAUUGCCGACAUCAAAGGAAUCAGCCCCACUAUUUGCACACAUCGAAUUUUCUUGGAGGAGAAUUCAUCACCAACUCGAGAGAUGCAAAGGAGGUUGAAUCCUACGAUGAAGGAGGUGGUUAAAAAUGAAGUCUUGAAGCUCUUGGAUGUAGGUAUCAUCUAUCCCAUCUCGGAUAGUCAAUGGGUAAGUCCUACUCAAGUAGUUCCUAAGAAAUCUGGGGUUACAAUUGUGAAAAAUGAAAAAGAUGAAUUAAUCCUAACUAGGACCAUCACAGGAUGGCGCAUGUGCAUUGAUUUUAGGAAACUAAAUGUUGUCACAAGAAAGGACCAUUUUCCAUUACCAUUUUUAGACCAAACUCUGGAAAGAGUUGCGGGCCAUAGUUUUUAUUGUUUUCUUGAUGGUUUUUGGGGAUAUUAUCAAAUUGAAAUAUCUCCUGAAGACCAAGAAAAAACUACUUUUACUUGCCCGUUUGGAACUUUUGCAUUUAGGAAAAUGCCAUUUGGACUUUGUAAUGCACCCGCCACAUUUCAGCGAUGCAUGUUAAGUAUUUUUAGUGACAUGGUUGAGCAUAUCUUGGAGGUGUUUAUGGAUGAUUUUUCAGUCUAUGGUGAUUCAUUUGAUUCAUGCCUUACUCACCUCACUGCUGUUUUGGCUUGA
Carya illinoinensis is the source of this 2076-nucleotide messenger RNA. RefSeq lists its product as uncharacterized. Lineage: Eukaryota; Viridiplantae; Streptophyta; Magnoliopsida; Fagales; Juglandaceae. The coding region runs from base 1 to 2076 and encodes 691 amino acids. The record is from RefSeq and is a predicted model, not a curated record. The transcript has a single exon.